CACGUUGAGGUCCUUGAGGUGUUGAACUUUGGUAGAUUAUGGCCCACUUUUCUCCAGUUUCAUUGAUUCAUGAGUCCCAGCCAACCUGCAACUGCAACUGAUAAAGAGAAGCUCGAGCUUGACCUGCAGGUGUAACACAACAAGUUCUAUUAAAAUCUAGUCUUUUAAAAGAGCUUGAAAAGUGAAAGAGUGUUGCAGAGAGCAGCAGAGGAUUCCAGCAAUCUUUCCCCCAGGCAGUCUCUUCAUAGUCUGAUCAAACAGAGUAAUGAUAAAUUGAAGAAUAUCUUACAUGGCAUAUAGUCAAGGGCGUGAUUUCUUAUUCUGUGACAUGUGUGGAACAUUGCUUUCUUUGGAGUCACAUACGCUUGCUAAGUGUCCAUUAUGUGGAUGCAAGCGCGGCGCAGAAGAUAUUAUUAACAAAGAAACAUCCUACACAGUAACUGCUGAGGAUAUAAGAAGGGAGCUUGGCAUUGAACCCUUCGUGCAACUGGAUGGGAUUAGCUCUGACGAGGGAACAGUGCAAAGAGCUGUGGUAAAUGAACCAUGUCCACGCUGCCGGCAUCCACAACUUGAAUAUUACACUAAACAGCUACGGUCAGCAGAUGAAGGGCAGACUGUUUUCUAUGAGUGCCCUAAGUGCAGGCAUAAAUUUUCUAUCAAUACAUGAGCGAGCGUUCACUGUGGUUUCA
Messenger RNA from Telopea speciosissima, 689 nucleotides. Its product is annotated as DNA-directed RNA polymerase I subunit RPA12. The record is from RefSeq and is a predicted model, not a curated record. NCBI's taxonomy places the organism in Eukaryota, Viridiplantae, Streptophyta, Magnoliopsida, Proteales, Proteaceae. Gene Ontology annotation, biological process: DNA-templated transcription; termination of RNA polymerase I transcription. The transcript is spliced from 6 exons. The coding region runs from base 290 to 667 and encodes 125 amino acids. Gene Ontology annotation, cellular component: RNA polymerase I complex. Gene Ontology annotation, molecular function: nucleic acid binding; zinc ion binding; DNA-directed RNA polymerase activity.